Messenger RNA from Pundamilia nyererei, 2385 nucleotides. Its product is annotated as cAMP-dependent protein kinase inhibitor alpha-like. Gene Ontology annotation, biological process: negative regulation of protein kinase activity. Bases 372 to 608 code for a protein of 78 amino acids. Gene Ontology annotation, molecular function: cAMP-dependent protein kinase inhibitor activity. NCBI's taxonomy places the organism in Eukaryota, Metazoa, Chordata, Actinopteri, Cichliformes, Cichlidae. The transcript has 3 exons. The record is from RefSeq and is a predicted model, not a curated record.
CGUCUGCUCAUUGGUCGCGAAGGAGGAAGAUGCGGCGGCCAUGGAGAAUAGAUUAAGGACUUUUCAAACCGUCCUGCUGGUGUGAUUGAUAUUCGGUGAUUUCAAGCCCGGGCACAUCGCGCUAUGUAGCGUAAUCUCACUGUGUUGGUACCGAAGUCUCGUUGCUUGGCUUCGGUGGUUUUUUGGCCACAUAUACUUGUAGUUUAUUCCUUUGGUUUUGUGUUGUUUGUUCUGUUUGGUCGUUUGAUAUGAUGUCGGGCCCGUUGUGCUGCUUUGAGUGAAGUCCCUCCCUCCCUACACAAUGUAGCGCCGAGUUCUUCCAACAGAUACGUCAUCACUGAAGGUGUUGCUGUGUGAACAAUGCGUGAGCGAUGUCUGAUGUUGAGGCCACAUACGCAGACUUCAUCGCUUCUGGCAGGACGGGCCGGAGGAACGCCCUGCAUGACAUCCUGCAGAGUCCCACCGACCCUGAGGGAAGAGAGAUGCCCCUCACCCUGUCUCUGUCCCAGCUGCACAUCAACGCAGGAGGAGGAGAUGGAGACGACAUUGAGGACAGCCAGAGCUCCUCCUCUUCGGCUCAGAGGGAGGCGGAGCAGAGGAACAGCUAACCUGCAGCACACUCCAGCCCGCAGACAGAGAUUUGCAGGAUGGAGUGAGGCUCCCACCAUGAUGAACCUGUUUGUCCAAAGUGGGCUGGUGGCUGGAGGGUAGUACCGUCACUGCUGAUAUGCCUUCAAGCAGGGCACAGUCUUCCAAAUUCAACUCGAGAAGUGCUGUAAUGUGAACACCCAGUGUGGCUCUGCUGUGCACUAGAAUAACAGAUUGAUUGCAGGGUGCUUUUCAGAAUCGGGGGUAAGCAGAGAGGCCAAUUUGUAGCUCUUGUAAAGCUAAUUUUAUUUUCAGUCUUAGUUACUAAACAAUAUAGGUUGGGGGACUGAAAUACAGGAAGAAAAUAGACGUGGCUCCUUUGUGAGUUUUAUAGUAGUUGAAGCAAUUUGUAAGACCACUGACAUGUGCUGAAGUAAUGGCUCACAGUGGGAGUAGCAUGUCUGUAGAAGUAGUGGUGCUGAUAGAUUGUACUGCCAGUUAAUGGCUUUAUGCUAACGCUAAGUUGAUAAUAUUGCAGAGGAAAAUGGAUUGGGCUGAAGUAAACCUGAGAGGACAAUGCUGCGGUUUGACUUCUUGUUUAUAUGCUGAAGGGUGUGUUCACUGUUCUGUACUGUAGAAAGCAGCAGGAUGCAACAGAGCAGUAGCCUUGUGGUCUGUUGACACCAAUAUUACUUAAUAUUGCACUUUCACUCAGUUUAAAUGUCAGUCGCUCAGUGAUUAAAGAUUGAUGAUAUACAUGUUUAAAAAAAAUGUUUAUACUUAAAGGGGUUUUUUUUUGUUUUUUUUAACAAUUUCAUUAUCACGACCUGUGAGGAAUGGUUUGACAUUUUUGUAAAUGCAUUUCUUCACUUAAUGAAAUGAUAAAAUGUCUAUGUGCUAUAUAUAAUGCAUGUAGCUAGAGUUUGUCUUAAUAGCCACCAGGGGGCAAUAGAUGUGGUUGCAAGAUCUCAAUCUGAUGUCUCUGUGCUGUGUUUUAUGUACAUCAUAAUAAUAUUGUUGGUCCAGGAUUAACAUAGGAACUGAGCAUUCAGUUAGCACUUGCUAAGAAGCUAGUGAAUGCUGUUAAAAACUGUCACUAGUAAACCACGAGUCAUUUGGCUAACAGCAAACCUAACUUGAUAAUACAGUUAUUAUUAUUAUUAUUUAAUAUAUGGUAUUAAAUAAUAAGUAAAGCACUUGAAAUUUUUACCAUUUGAUCCAAAAGUUGUUUUUUUCUUGACAUUGUAAAGCUAUGACAUCACAAGAACAUGACUGGUCAGUUGCAAUGUUGAUCCCAGAUGAUGCAGGAACAACACCGACACGAAGUUAUGACAUACCCCUGUUCCAAGACGAUUUCUAGUCCUAUUGAGGUCUUUAGUGGAAAAUGACCCCCAGACAUGGCCUCUAAAAACUUUCCUGCUGUGUUUAUGGGCUCAGCCCCUCAUAUCAGGUCAUACCAGAUAAAACACUGAGUCAGUUUUGUAAAUUAUGGUCAUUUUAAGUCUCGGAAGGAUUAUUAGGAUCUACUCAUUGACUAAUAACUCGUUAACCACUGAGUGUUUGCUUUCACACUGACAUCCAAUCCUCUCUCUUAACCUCCAGUUUCAAAAGACCAAGACAAUGAUGACAGAAAUGCUUAAAGUAGGAAUUCAGACACAUAUGGGUGAUGUUGUCUGGUCUAUGGUUAGCGCUGAGGUGGCCUGCAGAUGGACAUAUUGGCUAAUAUGAAGUAAACAAAUGAAUUAGAUAACAGAAACGUCCUUACAGGUUACAAUUAAAAGAUUAGCAUAAAAAAAA